Exophiala spinifera is the source of this 936-nucleotide messenger RNA. RefSeq lists its product as uncharacterized. Gene Ontology annotation, biological process: regulation of translational initiation. NCBI's taxonomy places the organism in Eukaryota, Fungi, Ascomycota, Eurotiomycetes, Chaetothyriales, Herpotrichiellaceae. The coding region runs from base 1 to 936 and encodes 311 amino acids. The transcript has a single exon. Gene Ontology annotation, cellular component: cytoplasm. The record is from RefSeq and is a predicted model, not a curated record.
AUGUCAGGACCUCAGAAGCGUCCAUUGUCACCAGCUGACGGAACCGGUGACGACGGUGAUAUCUUCUCAUCUUCGCCCAUCUUGGACCGUUCCUCGACAUUUGUGGCGCAUUUCCACCCGCUCACGAGUUCAUCGACUUCUUCGACCCCAGGUCAGGCAACGAAGCAAGCAUCUCUGACGUCGACGGUGAAAGCCUUCCAAUCUCAUGCAGACUUUGCAUCGGCCGACCACCGCAUGGUAGCAUGGCGUCGGCCAUCAGCGCAGCGCACACUCGGGCUCGGUCCCGCCACAUCGGCCACGAAGCCAAUCUACACGGUCGGGUCGGAUGACGACGGGGAGAAGUACGCCGGCAAACGACUUGAACGGGUGUUGAUAGAUCUCGACGCCGAGGGAGUUGUUGUUGUAGCGCGAUGGUACGGGGGUAUUCUGCUUGGGCCGGUCCGUUUUACGCAUAUUGAAAUGGUGGCGCGGGAGGCCAUAGGGAAAUGGAAAUCACGACAGGAGGGCCAAGCAAAGAGACAGAAGACGAUUGCAUCUUCUCAUCAGGAAACUCCAAGCGUCUCAGGGCCGUCAGCAACCGACGAGGCGCACCAACAAGCGAAACUUGCAAAGCAACUCGUGGAAAGGGACAGCAGCAUCGUCGUCCUGAGGGGGUUGCUCGCUGAAAAGACAGCCAAGCUCCAGGAGGGCGGUGAGACUUCGAGUCAAGCUACCUCUACUCCAACAACACAACCGAGCAUGUCUCCGGCCAAGAAGAUCGACUACAGCGAAAUGCCUCUGCAAAGAUUGAGACAACUGGACAAAGCACGGGAUGCAACGAUUGCAUUCAUAUUGAAACAGAUUGACUUGGCAGAAGAAGAGGAGAAGAAUAAGAACAAGAAGCGAGAAGGAGACACCAAGGAGGACACUCCAGAAAAGGCAGAGGUGGAUAAAUGA